AUGGCACCGUAUGACGACUGGAACAAGAUCGAGGACGAGGACGAUGAAGAGCUCCAAGACUACUCAUUCUACGAUGGAAAGAGGGACGUCAUUCUCUUCUGCAUUGACUGCUCUCCGUCCAUGCUCGAGUUGCGAGAAGACCCGCGCUACGAAGAUGUGCAGACCUGCAACCUCAUGAUUGCUCUUGAAGCGGCGAUGCAAAUACAGAAGCGGAAGGUUCUCGUAGGCCCGAGCGACUCCGUAGGGAUCAUGCUCUUCAACACGACAAAGCGGAAUGAGAGCGGGACUGUUGGUGCAGAUAUUAAGAAGGGCACCUUUGUGUAUCAGCCGCUAGCCACCAUCGACGUGCCGAAAGUGGCGCAGCUGUUGCAGUUGUUGGAUGAGGCACGAGAGAAUCCUGGGGUGCUGCGAGAAGAGUUCCCGCCCAUGAAGGAUAAACGAAUACCAGUUGGGGACGUUUUCACAAGCUGCAAUUGGGUCAUGCGCGACGGUGCUCCGAAGACUGCGACGAAGCGUGUCUUCUUCAUCACGGACGAGGACAACCCGCACCCCGGCGCAGCAAUCAGUCGCUUGAUGACGUCCGCGCGAACGACAUUGAUUGAUCUCGUGCAAGCUGGAGUGACAGUCGAGCCAUUCUUCAUCAGCGCUGAUGAGAAACCGUUCGACCCAUCGAGGUUCUAUUCGUCCGUUCUCCUACCGACCAAUAUAACCGAUUCGGAUGACAUAGGCGAUAAUGACGGCAGUUCCAUACUCCCCGAAUCAAUAUCCAUCGGUCGAAUAGACGAACUGCUUGCGCAGAUGCGUUUCCACGAAGUGCCAAAGAGGGCCGCAUUCAGUGUCCCGUUCCAGCUUGCACCCGAUUUCGUCAUUGGAGUGAAAGGGUAUGGCUUGAUCACUGAACAAAAGAAGGGGGCAUACCGGUACUUCGCCGAAACCGAUGCAGGAGUGGAAGUCGUGGAGUCUCGCACGUCUUACGUAGACGAGGAGCAGGAAGAGGAGGUAGACAAAGGCCAGAUACUGUAUGGGAUGGACCUCGGUGCUCCGUCGGCGGAGGCUGGUGACGAGGAGGGUGAUGCAAAGGGGGUUGACGCAGGAACCCGCUCGGUAGCGUUUGGCUAUCGGGUGUUCUACACGGCAGAGGAAGUCCGUGCUUUCCGGACGCUUGGGCUGGAACCAGGCAUCAAGCUUCUAGGAUUCAAGGGCCGGAAGGAGCUUGCCUUCGAAGACAACAUUAAACACUCGUUUUUUAUCUAUCCCGACGAGAUGACAUUUUCCGGGAGCAAGCGCACAUUUACGGCACUCCUCCGAACGAUGAUCAGCAAGAAGAAGAUCGCAAUCGUCCUCGCCCUCACCCGGCGCAACUCAUCUCCUAUUUUUUGCGCAAUGCUCCCGCAGGAAGAGAAGGUAGACGAGAGCGGGUGGCGCGAGCCCCCCGGCUUCCACCUCAUCCCGCUGCCCUUCGCCGACGACAUCCGGGCCGCGCCAGUGGAGAGAGCCUUCCGCGCAUCUGACGAACUUAAAGAGGCUGCCCGGAAGUGGAUAGACAAGCUUAACGUCAAGAAUGGAUCGUAUCCACCCGAUUCGUAUCCAAACCCUGCUCUUGCGUAUCACAAUGCCCAGCUCGAAGCGCAAGCCUUCCGCGAAGACUUCGACGCCGAAGCAUUCGAGGACCUGACAGAGCCGAAGUACGACAUGAUACACAAGCGGGCAGGCCAGCUGAUCAAGGCGUGGAAAGAAGAGUUGCGCGAGGAUGAAUCGGCAAAUAUCGUCUCCGCCCCUCUCGCGGGUUCAAAGCGGAAAGCGGACGUCAGCGUGGACGAGGCCGAAGUUCGCAGCAAAUACGAGGCGGGGGCGCUUGCCAAGCUCCGUGUCGACCAGCUCAAGGAAUUCCUCAAGUCCAAGGGCGAGGCCGUCUCUGGGAAGAAGGCCGACCUGAUCGACCGUGUCUGCGAAUGGCUAGACAGCCAUGGCUGAACGUUCACUGUCGACCACCCAACGGCCGCUUCUUGUCGUCAGUCAUGGUCAGAUGAACGGGGCCUGGCAGCUACGGCAUGGAGUAUUCUUGCACGCCCGUGCGACGUCCAAUUUCAAUUACCCAGAGCCCCGGACCCCAGCUCGCGCCGUUCUCGCGAUUGUCGUGGUUUUCGAACACCCACCGCCCUUGCCUUUCCAGAAGUCGGCGUUCCCGCACAGGCGCCUGGUGCCUGGAUACUAUGGCCACAAUGUGCCAUACCGCUCCCUCGCCCAGGGCACGGCUCUCGUAGUCUCUCGGUGCCGGCGAUGCUUUAAUAUACACGUACUCUAUCUUGCUUCCCACAUGUACGCUCCCACGAGUCUUAUUGUUCUCAUCCCGACAUUUCUUC
Messenger RNA from Dichomitus squalens LYAD-421 SS1, 2363 nucleotides. RefSeq names its product ku70-like protein. NCBI's taxonomy places the organism in Eukaryota, Fungi, Basidiomycota, Agaricomycetes, Polyporales, Polyporaceae. Gene Ontology annotation, molecular function: DNA helicase activity; damaged DNA binding; double-stranded DNA binding. Gene Ontology annotation, biological process: cellular response to X-ray; telomere maintenance; double-strand break repair via nonhomologous end joining. Gene Ontology annotation, cellular component: nucleus; Ku70:Ku80 complex. The transcript has 18 exons. The coding region runs from base 1 to 1974 and encodes 657 amino acids. The record is from RefSeq and is a predicted model, not a curated record.